Sorghum bicolor (sorghum) is the source of this 820-nucleotide messenger RNA. Its product is annotated as blue copper protein. The record is from RefSeq and is a predicted model, not a curated record. Gene Ontology annotation, molecular function: electron transfer activity. Gene Ontology annotation, cellular component: plasma membrane. The coding region runs from base 98 to 577 and encodes 159 amino acids. Lineage: Eukaryota; Viridiplantae; Streptophyta; Magnoliopsida; Poales; Poaceae. The transcript is spliced from 2 exons.
GCCAGCUUCACCAUUCGUACGUAACUGCAAGCAGCACCUCUCCCAACUCCCCUGCAGCUAGCUAGCUUCCGGCGCCUCUUCCAUAGGUCCUGCGAAAAUGCCCGCGCUGCUGGUGAAGGCUCUGGCCGCCCUCUUGGCAAUGGCCGCCGUGGCCGAGCUCGCCGCCGCCAAGAACUACACGAUCCAGUGGUCCGUCAGUGGGAACUACGGCGACUGGUCGUCCAACAACGCCGUCAGCGUCGGCGACACCGUCGUGUUCACGUACGGGCCGCCGCACACCGUCGACGAGCUGCCGUCGGAGGCGGACUACAAGGCGUGCAGCUUCGACAACUCGGUGUCGUCGGACCAGAGCGGCAGCACGGCCGUCACGUUCGACAAGGCCGGCACCAGGUACUUCGCGUGCGCCGCGGCGUCGCACUGCAGCCAGGGACAGAAGGUGGCCAUCACGACCGCCGGCGCGGGCGCUUCCCCGGCGCCUAAGCCCAAGGAGAACUCGGCAGCGACGGCGAUGGCCGGGCUCGCGGUGAAGCUGGCGCUUGGCCUUGGCGUCGGAGGCGCCGUGCUUGCUGCCUUCUAGUUCUGAGCGCUUGGUUCUCGGAGCUCUGGUCCGUGGUUCAACUCGUGCUUGCUGUGUGUCCAGUUAGUCAGCUCUUCAAUAUGCUGUCAUUCUGUGUGUGCGUCCCCUGUUUGCUUGAGUAUUUUUCAGCGAAAGAAGUGUUUUCCUCUUACAACAUUUCAACAUCAGGAUAAGCCAAAUUUUAGCGAAACGAACAGGGAACAAACAGGACUUCAUGAGACUGAAUUUUCAUUGGAAAGCAAA